This is a messenger RNA of Striga asiatica, 621 nucleotides long. The record is from the annotation of a GenBank genome assembly. Lineage: Eukaryota; Viridiplantae; Streptophyta; Magnoliopsida; Lamiales; Orobanchaceae.
CUCGGGCCACAAUUUGUUGCGGAGGCAUUGGCACCCGAUAAUCCUCCUCUUAAGAUAAGAUUCAUUGACAAUACGGACCCAGCUGGAAUUGAUCAUCAAAUAGCACAGCUCGGAAGUGAGCUGGCGACUACACUAGUCAUAGUGGUUUCGAAGAGUGGAGGUACCCCCGAAACAAGAAACGGCUUGCUUGAAGUUCAGAAGGCCUUCCGUGAAGCUGACCUGGAUUUUUCAAAACAGGGUGUUGCAAUCACACAAGAGAAUUCAUUACUUGAUAACACAGCACGUAUCGAGGGCUGGUUAGCUAGAUUUUCUAUGUUUGAUUGGGUGGGUGGCCGAACGUCUGAGAUGUCUGCUGUUGGUUUACUUGCAGCUGCACUUCAGGGAAUUGACAUUAAAGAAAUGCUUGCUGGUACUGCAUUGAUGGAUGAAGCCAACAGGACAACACUUGUAAGAGAUAAUCCAGCAGCCUUGCUCGCUAUGUGUUGGUAUUGGGCGACUGAUGGAGUGGGAUCCAAGGAUAUGGUUGUCCUUCCAUAUAAGGACAGCCUAUUAUUGUUUAGUCGUUAUUUGCAGCAGCUAGUCAUGGAAUCCCUUGGAAAAGAGUUUGAUCUGGAUGGUAAU